GCGAGAGGCAUCGCAGAGUUCAUCAGACCCGCGCUCGCCAGCUCGAGCGAGGGCGAGAAAAAUACUCUAUCCAUUCCAGUCUUCACAAAGAAAAGCCUCGCCUCCAUUCCGUUACUUGUAGUCGUGAUAGAUAGAUCCCACCCCGGCCCAGCCCCUCCAUCCUCAAGAGCCACCGCCGCACGCCGACCGACGAUCACCCCCGCAUCCCUCCCGCCACCGCCUUUCCUCCCUCCUCCGCCGCGUCCGUCUUUGCCAAUCCGUCGAGUUUCCCCGGAGUUUCCGCCACCCUCUUUCGAGUUCUUGUUGCUGCUUAAUGCUGGUCCGGGGGAUGGGCGGCGGCGUCUUCUGUUGUCCGGUGGCGGCGAUCUGCCGAUGUGGCGGCCGCGUGGGCGGCGGGAGGAGGAGCACCUGAGACGGUGCCGCUCUGCCGCCGUGUUCCGUUCCCUUUGACCGAAAGGUGCCGCUCCUUUCCGGAAAGGGGGAAUUUGUUUCUGCGCUUCUGGCGACUUCCUUUGCGCCGAUUCCAUUCCUUGUUGCCUCGCUAAAUCUCGCCCGGAUUUCCUCUUCCCCUUGGACUCCAUCCCGGUCGCAGAUCCUUUUCCUCCCUGCCCGCCCAUUCUUGCUCUGCUCCGUCACUCGCUCUGCAACUGCAACCUCGAGUUCUUGCUGAGUUUGUUGGUCAAGAAGAUCACAUCUGGGAGAGGAUGGCGUCGAGAUCCUACUCCAACCUCUUGGAGCUCGCCGGCGGCGCUGACCGCGACCAGCCGCUGCCGUCCCUCGGGCAGCCACGCAUACCGCGGGUGAUGACGGCGUCUGGCAUUGUGCCCGGCCUUGACCGCUCCGACGCCCCCGCUGACGCUGCCGCCUCGGUGGCCUCCGACGACCAACCCGACCAGCCGCCGCGGGAGCGCACCAUCAUCGUGGCCAACCAGCUGCCCAUCCGCGCCUGCCGCGGCGCCGACGGCGCCUGGGAGUUCUCCUGGGACCAGGACAGCCUCCUGCGGCAGCUCAAGGAGGCUCUGCGCGCGCACCAGGGCCGCGCCCACAUGGACUUCGUCUACAUCGGCGGCCUGCGCGACGACAUCCCGGCGGAGGAGCAGGACAAGGUCGCGCUCGAGCUCUACGACCGCUUCCGCUGCGUGCCCGCCUUCCUGCCGGACGACCUCCGCUCCCGCUUCUACCACGGCUUCUGCAAGCAGCAGCUGUGGCCACUGUUCCAUUACAUGCUGCCACUGUCGCCCGAGCUCGGCGGCCGCUUUGACCGCGACCUGUGGAAGGCCUACCUGUCCGUCAACAAGAUCUUCACCGACAAGAUCAUGGAGGUGAUCAACCCCGAGGAGGACUUCGUCUGGGUGCACGACUACCAUCUCAUGCUCCUGCCCACCUUCCUGCGCAAGAAAUUCAACCGUGUCAGGCUGGGCUUCUUCCUGCACAGCCCGUUCCCAUCAUCGGAGAUCUACAAGACCCUGCCGGUGCGCGAGGAGGUGCUCCGGGCGCUGCUGAAUGCCGACUUGAUUGGGUUCCACACAUUUGAUUAUGCCAGGCAUUUCCUCUCAUGCUGCAGCAGGAUGCUGGGAAUGAAAUACGAGUCGCAGAGGGGAUACAUUGGACUGGAGUAUUAUGGACGGACUGUCACUGUCAAGAUACUGCCGGUGGGGAUACAUUUGAUGCAGCUGCAGGCAGUGCUCAACCUCCCGGAGACCGGGCUCAAGGUCGCCGAGCUUAUGAAGGAGUUCCCUGAUCGUCACCGCAUCAUGAUGCUUGGUGUGGAUGACAUGGACAUAUUUAAAGGCAUCAGUCUGAAGCUUCUGGCAUUUGAGGAGCUCUUGACGCAGCAUCCAGAGUAUCGAGGAAAGGUGGUGCUGGUACAGAUUGCCAAUCCGGCGAGGGGGAAGGGAAAGGAUGUGAAGGAGGUACAGGAUGAGAGCUAUGCCAUGGUGAAGCGCAUCAAUGAGGCAUUUGGGCAGCCAGAUUACCAGCCAGUCAUAUUGAUCGACAGGCCACUGCACUUCUAUGAGAGGAUGGCAUACUAUGUUGUUGCUGAGUGCUGCUUGGUGACCGCGGUGAGGGAUGGCAUGAAUCUUAUACCAUAUGAGUACAUCAUUGCUAGGCAAGGGAAUGAAAAGAUUGACAGGAUCCUGGGUCUCAGCCCUUCCACAAGGAAGAAGAGCAUGCUUGUCGUGUCGGAGUUCAUUGGCUGCUCGCCCUCCCUGAGUGGCGCGAUUCGGGUGAACCCUUGGAACAUUGAGUCAGUGGCCGAGGCAAUGGACAAGGCCUUGCACACAGGUGAAGGUGAGCAGGCGCUGAGGCACGAGAAGCAUCACAAAUUUGUGAGCACACAUGAUGUCGGAUACUGGGCAAACAGCUUCCUGCAGGAUCUGGCGAGGACUUGCCAAGACCAUAACAAGAGGCGCUGCUGGGGCAUAGGAUUUGGGCUAAGGUUCAGGGUUGUGGCCCUUGAUACGAGCUUCAAGAAGCUCGCGGCUGAGCAGCUCAUCUCAGCCUACCGGAAGGCAAGCACGCGUGCCAUUCUCUUGGACUAUGAUGGUACGCUCAUGCCUGAGUCAUCGUUUCGUAAGAUGCCGAGCUCCAAAACAAUAAACAUGUUGAACAGCCUCUGUCGCGAUGAGAAGAACUUGGUCCUAAUCGCAAGCACAAAGACCCGGGCGACCUUAAGUGAAUGGUUCUCAGCAUGUGAGGACCUAGGCCUUGCUGCUGAGCAUGGCUACUUCAUCAGGCUGGAAAGAGAUGCAGAAUGGGAGACAUGCGGCCCGGCAACAGACUUCAGCUGGAAGCAAAUCGCGGAGCCGGUGAUGAAGACCUACACCGAGACAACGGACGGGUCGAUCAUCGAGGACAAGGAGACAGCAAUCGUGUGGUGCUACAAGGACGCCGACCGUGAUUUUGGAUCUUGCCAGGCCAAGGAGCUCCAUGAUCACCUGGAGAGUGUCCUCUCCAACGAGCCGGUAUCAGUCAAAGCUGACCUGAACUAUGUUGAGGUGAAGCCACAGGGUGUGAGCAAGGGCCUGGUGGCGAAGCGGAUGCUGUCGACAAUGCAGGAGCUGGGGCUCCAGCCUGACUUCAUCCUCUGCGUCGGGGAUGACCGCUCCGACGAGGACAUGUUCGAGGUGAUCACCACCGCGGUGGACGGCCCCUACCUGAGCCCUUCCGCGACGGUCUUCGCCUGCACCAUUGGCCAAAAGCCCAGCAAGGCCAAGUACUACCUGGACGAACCCGCCGACAUCAAGCGCAUGAUCCGGGCCCUCGCGAGCGUCUCUGACCAGGAGCUGGCGCUGGAGGAGGGCGAAGAGCUGGAGGAGGGCGAAGACCCUCCUUACCCUUUCCUUGCCGGCGACGGCACCAGCAGCGACGACACCUGGCUGGACUGAGGGGGGAAGCUGGCAGAGAAGACCAGCAGCAGCGCAGCCUCCGGCCUGAAUAAGACAGCAUAAUGGACCGUGCCGUCGUAAACGGCACCAUAGUUGUGUUUCUGCUUGGUUGUUGUUCUGCCUGUUUCGCCCAUUGUGUAUAUAGACUCCGUUGAACUUGGUUAAAUUACCGACUAAAUUUCCAGACACCA
Molecule: messenger RNA, 3580 nt
Organism: Aegilops tauschii subsp. strangulata
Lineage: Eukaryota; Viridiplantae; Streptophyta; Magnoliopsida; Poales; Poaceae
Product: alpha,alpha-trehalose-phosphate synthase [UDP-forming] 6
Biological process (GO): trehalose biosynthetic process
Cellular component (GO): cytosol
Molecular function (GO): trehalose-phosphatase activity
Source: RefSeq, a predicted model, not a curated record